AUGGCAGCAGGACAAAACCAGCCUCCGUAUCCUCUUCACGAGUCGACCAAGGGUCGCAUCAAUGAAGAGUACGCCGCCUUUUACAACAAGCACAUCAUCGACAAGCAGCAAGUGCACCUGCAGCCAGUGGAAGCGUCCAGGGCCAGCGGUAUCCUGAUUCCUGGAGCCGGCCCGUUGCAGCCCGUCGCCAGCACCGUCGACUACUCCAUCUCCCGAAAGGAGAGUCAGGGUCCAGACGUCAAGGUGCGGUGUUUUACUCCCGAGGGAGACAAGCCUGCUGCCGGGUGGCCCGUGUGCAUCUACUUUCACGGAGGUGGCUGGGUUCUCGGCACGAUUGAUACUGAGAAUGUCAUUGCCUCCAACUUGUGCGCCCGGGCGAAAUGUGUCGUGGUGGCAGUAGACUAUCGGCUGGCUCCAGAGGAUCCAUUCCCUGCUGCGGUGGACGACUGCUGGGAGGCUGUGCUAUGGGCACUCGGCGACGGAAAGAAGAUCUUGGGUAUCAACGAGACCAAGCUGGCUACGGGAGGAUCCUCGGCCGGAGCGAACCUGGCAGCCAUCAUGUGCCAAAGGGCCGCCGACCGUGGAGGUCCCAAAUUCCUCCUGCAGCUACUAUCCGUGCCGGUCAUGGACAACACGGCCGACGUUGGCAACAACGAGUCCUGGGCAGAGAACCAGUUUAGCCCUGCGCUACCCGCUGAGAAGAUGCUCUGGUAUCGGCGCCACUACCUGCCCAAGCAGGAAGAUUGGGCCCACCCCGAAGCGAGCCCCCUGUUCUGGAAGGGUGACUGGUCCAAGUUGCCUCCGGCGUGUUUCGUACUUGGUGAGCUUGAUGUCCUUCGAACAGAGGGCGAGCAAUUUGCCAAGAAGUUGGAGGAGGCAGGGGUGGCUGCCGACGUUAACAUCAUGAAGGGCCAGCCUCACCCCUUUAUCGCCAUGGAUGCAGUGCUAGAAGCUGGGUCAAGAGCUAUUACAUUGUUUUGUGAUGCUUUACGCAAAUCUAUGUAUGCUUGA
Messenger RNA from Pestalotiopsis fici W106-1, 1011 nucleotides. RefSeq lists its product as uncharacterized. The transcript has 2 exons. The record is from RefSeq and is a predicted model, not a curated record. The coding region runs from base 1 to 1011 and encodes 336 amino acids. Gene Ontology annotation, molecular function: hydrolase activity. Lineage: Eukaryota; Fungi; Ascomycota; Sordariomycetes; Amphisphaeriales; Sporocadaceae.